This is a messenger RNA of Anopheles bellator, 838 nucleotides long. RefSeq names its product mediator of RNA polymerase II transcription subunit 29 (gene ix). Lineage: Eukaryota; Metazoa; Arthropoda; Insecta; Diptera; Culicidae. The transcript is spliced from 3 exons. Gene Ontology annotation, molecular function: transcription coregulator activity; transcription factor binding. The record is from RefSeq and is a predicted model, not a curated record. Gene Ontology annotation, cellular component: mediator complex. Gene Ontology annotation, biological process: regulation of transcription by RNA polymerase II.
UACCUAGGAAAGUUAUCGAAAACCGAUACAAAAUGAUGAACCAAAUGAAUAUGAUGAUGCAACAGCAGGGCGUUGGCGUUCCUGGUGGUCCUGGUAUUGUCGGUGGCGUGGGAAUGGCCGGUCCCGGAGGUGUUGGCGUUCCGCAAGGCAUGUCUCCGCAGAUGCAACAGCAGCAACAGCAAGUUCAGCAGCAACAACACGUCCAGCAGCAGCAGCAAGUGCAACAGCAACAGCAGCAGCAACACAGCCAAACGGCACAGCAGCAAGCCCAACAGACGGAGAAAGUCGACAACAUAUCGAAAGUGAAGGGGUUGGUUGGUCCGCUGCGCGACGCUCUAUCGACCACCAUCAAAACGGCCGCCCAGCUGAUUCAACAGAACAACCUAACCGACGCAGGAUCGUAAGUGGCCGAACUUAUUAGCAUCAUUCCUUCCUUCCUAACUUUACACUUUCCCUCGGUACUCCCCAGAAAAACGGUGGACCAUAACAACGCAACCCCGCGGUUUGAUAAGCAUUUAGAAGAGUUCUACUCCAUUUGCGAUCAAAUCGAGCUCAAUCUGAAAACCGCGAAACUCUGCAUGCAACAGUGUUCCUCGUCGCAGCAGUAUCUUCCGAUUCCGGUGGCCACCAGCCAGCAACCGCCACCUGAUACCAGCGCCCUAACGUACAACCAGUAUCUGGAGGUGGUGAAGCUUCAGAUCGGCUACGCAAAGGACAUCCACGACACGCUAAUCUGUGCCGCCCAGAAUAUCUCUCCGAGCGACUGAUAAACAAUAGUCUGUAUUUGUUCUCUUUUAUUCCUGUGUAUGGCGUGUAUACGUAAAUAUAAACAUUGAGA